AAAGUUAUCAUAUACAUAUACUUUGUACUUUUAAAAUAAUUGUUAAAAGGACAUGAUAUUAUAAGCGAAAUAUCAUUCAUUUUAUAAUUUUUUUAACGAGUAACGCCAUUAUUGUUCAAAUUACUCGAAAGUAAUAUAAAAUUAGUUCAGUUAUUUUUCAAUGUAUCUAACUAUCUCAAACGCUUUAAAAGAUUUUACGCUAUAAAUAGAAUAUUUAAGAACAUACUAUCAGUAAGCAGUGACCUUGAAUCAAGAUUAUUUCAUCAUUCAGUAAAUAUGACUGUAGUUGUAAAAAUUGUACGAUCAUCCAGUUGAGCCGAUAAUUAUAAUAUUGUUCAACGAAUUCUUUUAGAAUAAGUACUAUUUAUAGCUUAAUUUGCAAACGACAUUUACAAAUAAACUGAAUUGAAUGAUAUAAUAGUUAUAAGGUGAUACGUUCCUUGUGAAUAUAUAAUAAAUAAUAUAAUUAUCGUAAUUAUGCCGAAUGAAGCGAGUCCUGCAUCAAAUGGAUCUAACUUUGUAUCAGUAUUGGCUGCUGUAGGAACCAUAGCUGUAAUAGGAUUAGCAGUGAAAUUUUACAACAGUUGGAGAAGUGAUAAGAAAAAGAAAUCUCCAAUUUUAUUGGUUGAACCAGUUGUUAAAUAUAGUUUACCAUUAAUAAAAAAAGACAUAUUAAGUCAUGAUACAAGAAAAUUCAGAUUUGCAUUGCCAACUUCCGAUCAUGUAUUAGGAUUACCAAUCGGUCAACAUGUUCAUUUAACAGUGAAGAUUGGGGAUGAAGUCGUUAUACGCUCUUAUACACCUGUAUCAAGUGAUGAUGACCAUGGUUACGUAGAUCUUGUUAUUAAGGUAUAUUUUAAAAAUGUACAUCCAAAAUUCCCUGAAGGAGGAAAACUGUCCCAAUACUUAGAAAAUUUAAAAAUUGGGGAGACAGUUGAUUUUAGAGGACCUUCUGGUCGGCUUGUUUAUAAAGGCCAUGGAAAAUUUUCUAUAAAAAUUUUGAGAAAAGAUCCACCUGUGGAAUAUAAUGUUAAAAAGAUUGUAAUGUUAGCUGGUGGAACAGGAAUCACACCAAUGCUACAAUUAAUUCGUGCUAUAAUAAAGGAUUCUACAGAUGAAACUCAAGCUUCGCUACUUUUUGCCAAUCAAACAGAAAAAGAUAUAUUACUUCGAGACGAAUUAGAUGAUAUUGCAAAGAAUCAUCCUAACAAAUUGAAACUCUGGUAUACAAUAGAUACUAGUAGUGAAAAUUGGCCAUACAGUACUGGAUUUAUAAAUGCGGAUAUGAUCAAGGAUCAUCUAUUCCCUCCAUCACCUGAUACAAUAGUACUUAUGUGUGGUCCACCUCCAAUGAUUAAUUUUGCUUGUAAUCCUAACCUUGAUAAACUCGGUUAUGAUCCAAAGUUACGAUUUGCAUACUGAAGCAACAAAUUAUUUUUGUCACAUUUAAAUGUAGAAUACAUUUGGCUUGUUAGUUACUUUGGCUAAAAAAUUGGCUUAUAAUUUUAAAUUCACUUAAGUUCAUAAAUUUAAAUUCAUAUUCAUAAACAUAUCUCAUCUUUUAGUAUAUACCGUAUAUUGGUUAAUGCAAACGAAUACAAUAUCAGUUCAAAAUUUAAAAAUACGAGUCAGGUUGACUUGAUGUACAUAAUAGUAUUUGUUACAGUUGUACGAAUUCAUUAUAUUUUUAACUGCAUUUUUGUUCAGACAAUUGCAUUUUUGUUAUAAAUGACAUUUAUAAUAAUUUUUUAUUCAAAUUUAUAAUUUUGUAUAGAUGUUGCCAAUGCAAAGCUUUAGUAAAGAAAAUAUACAAUUUUAGGGUAUUAAGCAUUUAUUGAUGUUAAACCUAUUGUAUUGUUAUAAAAAAUGAUGAUCGCAAAA
Bombus pyrosoma is the source of this 1881-nucleotide messenger RNA. RefSeq names its product NADH-cytochrome b5 reductase 3. Bases 478 to 1422 code for a protein of 314 amino acids. Gene Ontology annotation, molecular function: oxidoreductase activity; FAD binding. The record is from RefSeq and is a predicted model, not a curated record. Gene Ontology annotation, cellular component: mitochondrion. The transcript has 4 exons. NCBI's taxonomy places the organism in Eukaryota, Metazoa, Arthropoda, Insecta, Hymenoptera, Apidae.